Messenger RNA from Aspergillus puulaauensis, 828 nucleotides. RefSeq lists its product as uncharacterized. The transcript has a single exon. Lineage: Eukaryota; Fungi; Ascomycota; Eurotiomycetes; Eurotiales; Aspergillaceae. The coding region runs from base 1 to 828 and encodes 275 amino acids. The record is from RefSeq and is a predicted model, not a curated record.
AUGAAAUUCCUCCUCCUAGCCACGGCACUCGCCUCCGCCGUCUUCGCCAAAGUCCCCGAAUGGCACGCGCACUACCGCCUGAACACCGCCGACUACCAAACCACCUUCGACCACUACCUCAGCCAGGGGUACAAAGUCAACAGCGUGAGCGGAUACCAGCGCGACGGGGAGGCCAACUACGCCGCGAUCUUCGAGAAGAACGACGCCGGGGUUGCGUGGUGGUCGCACACGCGCAUGACCGCCGCUGCGUACCAGCAGAAAUUCGACAAGUAUGUUGCUGACGGGUAUCGGCUGCGGCAGGUGAAUGGGUAUAAUGUUGGUGGGGAGACUUAUUAUGCCGCUGUCUGGGAUAAGACGCCCUCUGGGCCUUGGGUGGCGAGGCAUGGGUUGGAUGAGGCGGGGUUGAAGAAGUACUUUGCGCAGUAUGUGGAUAAGGAGGGGUAUAGGCUUGUGCAUGCCAGUGGGUAUGAGGUUAAGGGGGAGGGGCGCUAUGCUGCGAUCUGGGAGAAGACUGGGGAUGAGGAUGUUGCGUGGGCGUCGUGGGCGGAUAUGUCUUCGGACGGGUUUCAGAAGAGGUUUGAUGAGUAUCUGAAGGAUGGGUAUCGGCUUACGGAUGUCACUGGGUAUGCGGUUAAGGAUACUGUGUACUAUGCUGGUGUCUGGGAUAACUCGACUUCGGGGGCUUGGGAGGCUCGCAGUGGAAUGGAUUCGGCGGGUUUCCAGAAGAAUUUCGAUCAGUUCAAGGCUGAUGGGUAUGUCAUUGAUGUUCUGAGUGGGUAUGACACUCCUUCUGGUGACCGGUAUGCUGCCAUUUGGAUCAAGCCUUGA